UUGUUUUAAAAAAAUAAACAAACAAAAGCUUAACUGUAGAUUGUUGACACUGUAAAAAACAACAAAAAAAUAAAAAAACAUUUAAUAAAAUGUUUGGAAAAGAAGCAUUAAAGUUGAUAAAUGAAUUGGAAUUGUCAGAUGACAUUAAACCAUUUAAUGAAGCUGUUGUUCGUCAAGUAUUUGAUGAAAUGAAAAUACUUUAUGAUGCCAAUUUAGAAGAUGUAAAUGCAACUGUCAAUGAGACUGGAGUAUCACGUUAUAUGUCAGUGCAAUUUCGACAUACUGCAUUGAAUCGUAACAAACGUUGUUUAUUAACAUAUGUAUAUAAUAGAAUGCAAAGAUUACGACAAAUGCGUUGGGAAUUUGGUAGUAUUUUACCACCAGAAGUUAGCUCAAAUAUGAUGCCACUUGAGAGUCAAUGGUUUCAAGCUUACAGUAAAUCACUUGCAACGUAUAUGAGAUCAAUUGGUGAUCAAGGUGGUUUAAAUUUAACAAAUGACAUGGUUCCACCAAAGGUCAUGCGUAUAGAGGUCAAAUGCUUGAUUGAUUAUGGAAAAUUUGAACUAGAGAAUGGACAAGUUGUCAUGCUGAGAAAAGACACUCAUCAUUUGUUACCAAGAGCUGCGGCUGAACCUCUUGUUAGACAAGGUAUCCUUCAACACAUUCACUCAUGACACUUUCUCAUAAAUAUUAAAUUAAAUUUAUUAAAAU
This is a messenger RNA of Aphidius gifuensis, 711 nucleotides long. Its product is annotated as DNA replication complex GINS protein PSF1-like. The transcript has 4 exons. NCBI's taxonomy places the organism in Eukaryota, Metazoa, Arthropoda, Insecta, Hymenoptera, Braconidae. Bases 90 to 674 code for a protein of 194 amino acids. Gene Ontology annotation, biological process: DNA strand elongation involved in mitotic DNA replication; DNA replication. The record is from RefSeq and is a predicted model, not a curated record. Gene Ontology annotation, cellular component: GINS complex.